UAUCACUACCCCCAAUACAACCAAUAUCCAAAGUUAGAUUUUUAUGAGACAAAUGAAGACAGAAAAGACCCACUACUAUAGUAAAGCUAGCUAACUUUCACAAACUCAUUAGUUAUUCAAUUUUACACAAAUAAAAAUUAUGGCAGAUGAGGAUGUUUCAGAAAGCUUCAGUGAGUGGCAGCAAAUCCAAUCUCCAUCUUCUACUACUGGCAGCAAAGAUCAGUUAAACAAAAAUAAUGAUGUAGUUGUAACCAGAGAAGACUUACCAAUUAACAAUGAUCCUCAACUGUUUCAAGAACCCCAUUACUCAGCAGUUUCUGCUGCAGAAACUACUCUGCCAUUGCCCGAUAGAGAUGAUAAUAAUGAGAAAGGUGAAGGACAUAGGUGGUUGAAGAAGCAUUUGAGAGAAUUAACUUCUUGGAUUGUUCAGGUUGUUUGCAAGGCCAAAAAUUAUGCUGCUUGUAAAGUUGGAAUUGGAACUUUCACUUCCACUAGAACUAGACUAUUAGCAGUACUUUCGGUUUCCUUGUUUUAUUGGAUGAUACAGAGGUGGCGGAGGCAAAGACAGAUUGAUACUUCUAAGAAACUUGUGCUUCUUAUCAAAGAAAAAGACCAGCUACUAACUUCAUUCUUGCAGAAAAUCGACCAGCUCUCUCUCCAAAUUAGCCAGAUGAAUGACUCCCUACUAGCGCGACGAAAGGUUCCAGUUCUUCAAGUUGGCUAAUUGAUUCACUGGCCAUUAAUUGUUUCUUGGCAACUUCUGAGGGUAUAUAUGGAGCUUUUUCGUCCGUCAAUGUUGAAUUUUAAAUCUACAAAUCAAAAGUACUCAGAGGCGUUGCUUUCAGGAGUAAUCGAACCCGAUCUUUUCCAGCGAACCCACAACACUUACCGUUGAACCAAGACCCCUUUUGUUACUGGGUUCGGCAGUAUAUAUUUAUAUAGAUUUAGUAAAUAUUUCAAUACAAAUACAGGGUUCCGGAAAAAGUUACUGAGUUCAUCCGAACCCGCACCCACUACUGUAGCUCCGCCCCUGAAAAUACUCCUAUAGUGUGUUUAAAGAAACCAGGAUACGUGUACGAAAAGACAGAUAUUUAUCAGUAUUUGAUAUGGUAUAUGUGCUCUAUAGAGUGUUUUUCAGAGUAA
Nicotiana tabacum (common tobacco) is the source of this 1143-nucleotide messenger RNA. RefSeq lists its product as uncharacterized. NCBI's taxonomy places the organism in Eukaryota, Viridiplantae, Streptophyta, Magnoliopsida, Solanales, Solanaceae. The record is from RefSeq and is a predicted model, not a curated record.